Molecule: messenger RNA, 1760 nt
Organism: Psylliodes chrysocephalus
Lineage: Eukaryota; Metazoa; Arthropoda; Insecta; Coleoptera; Chrysomelidae
Source: the annotation of a GenBank genome assembly
ACGUAAUCGAUUUUGCACAGGUGAUUUUUUUAAUUCAUCAACAUAAAACAAUUACUGUACUGUACAUACAAAAUUAAAAGGCGUUAUUAUGGGCUAUUAUAUCAUAAAUAUUAUUAUAUAAAUAUAAAGUGAUUUAUUUCAGGUUAUGAUACAUUAAAGAAGCAAAUAUUUUGAUGGCACAUGGCUUGUUUUUGGUUAAAUGCAAAGGAAACCACAAUAAACAUAUUCACCACUGAAGAAAUAAAUAAUGUAACUUAUUAUAAUAUUAAAGUUUCUGUAGGCGACUGUAAUUGGAAGGUUGCUCAUCGUUACAACGAAUUUUACGAACUCCACAAUCAGCUUGUCAUUGACCAUGGUGUGUCCAAAGACAUUCUGCCCUCAAAAAAAGUUAUUCGGAAUAAAUGUCCCAUUUUUAUCGAAAGUAGAAGAAAAGGCCUGGAAGAAUAUUUACAAAAAACUCUCGUAUUUUUAAAACGUACCAUGCCAAAGAGUUUUGUUGAGUUUCUAGAGUUCAACCUUUAUGAUAUUUUCUUUCUACUCCAAGAUCUAUCUGCAAAGUUAUUUUUAGAAUCUGACCAAAUUCUCUCGAGCAAAAGUACCUACUUCUUUACAGUUUUAGAACUGCAUGCUUUAAGUGAGUUUCUAAAGAAACCUCUAUUAGAUCAAACUGAAACCAGAUUUGAUAUUAGCCCAGUGGUAGAUCUAUGUUCCCAGUUGAGUUCUAUUACAGUUAGUGGAGAUUCUAAACCAUAUUUAGGAAGCAAUAUUAUUUUGAAUAAGUUACAAUUUGAUCUGUCACCCUUUAAAUGUUUGAAAGUAUUAUAUUUGAAACAAGUUGCAUUUGAAAGCCUAAAUUCUCUUGGUAGUAUAAGAUGUACUGUACAGAAACUUCAUGUCAAUCACACAAAUGCCACAACUAUAUCUCAAGUUUUGCAGUGUGAUGUAAUUCAUAAAGAUAACAUUGAAGGCAGUCAGAAAUGGGUCUCCUUGGAAAUUUUGGAUCUGAACAGCAACAACAUUACAGAAAUUGAUAGUACAAUCAAAUUGGCUCUAAAAGUAACACAGCUAUCUCUAAAUGACAACAAGAUUUCCACUAUAACCAAUUUGUCUCACCUUCCAAAUUUAUCACAGCUUAAUCUAGCUAAUAAUUUAAUUUCAAUAUGUACAGAUUUGCACACAAGAGUGGGUAACCUAAAAACUCUGAACCUUUCACAAAACAAUAUUAACUGUUGUAAAGCUUUUAGCAGACUCUAUUCACUAGAAACACUAGAUUUAAGUUGUAAUAAGAUUAAUAAUGUUGAAGAUAUUCAGUUCCUAGGAGAUCUGCCAUGUUUGGAAAACCUGGUACUAACUGGCAACAAUGUUGCCACUGCUGUUGAUUACAGGGUAAAAGUAUUAGAGUAUUUUGGAGAUAGAGCAAAGAAUCUCUGUUUAGAUAAUGAAAAACCAUCGCAAGCAGAGCUUGAUAAGGUAUCAGUGCUCAGAGCACUGAGGAUUGUCAAGGAGGGAAAAACGCCCGAUUUAAAGGCUGGUUUUGCUAUUUAUUAAAGAAAAUUAACAGUCAAUAUUUACAUUAAAUGUCUAUAGAUGUAUCAAAUUAUUGUUAUUACCUUAUUCACAAAUAUUUGAAAUAUUGUAUUUAUACUCAUAUAUUUUGUUUACAAAAGUAUGUAAAAUUUUUGAUUAAUCUGUAUAUAUAUGAUAUUUUAUUGUUAAUGAAAUUUAAAAGUUAAUAUAUGGUGCAUGAAUGUUAAUAAAUA